CGAUCGUCGUAGACGUUAGCGGUUUUGUGUGCAACGUCACGUUCCGUCGCGAUUCGCCGGCUGUACCCGCCCGCAUUCAAUCCGAGAUCGGAAGCUCAUCUUAGCGGUUGCUCCGCAGAGUAAGGUGGCACCUUGUUCGCCAAUCACACUGCUUGCUCGGCCUACUUCGAGCAACACGUGGCACGUUCCGGUAGCGCAAUUACUUCCUUACCUAAAUGGGGGUUAAAUUCUUGUGUUCGAUGCGGGAGGCAGCAUAAAAGCAGAACUUAAUCCACGUUGAUGGAAUAAUGAAGCUACUUAUUCACGGUUUUUAUUCGGCUGUUUUGGGAUUUGUUUUUAUUCGGCGAUCGCUCUGGUGCGAUAAAGAAAGUGUGACGAAGUAGAAAUUUAUGUGCUGCACGAAGUUGUUUGUUUUGUUUAUAUUCUUCUCGUAUUGCUAAUGAUGUGUUAGCGGUUUACAAAAUUGAUACGUUUGUGGCAGUGAAUGGGCGCCCGAUUGUUUGAACAAGCUGAUCUGGAAUGAUCGCAGGCUGGUAGCCACAUGAUCAACUGAAAGCAACUACAUUACAGUGUCAGUCAGCCAGGAAUGCAUUUAUGAGCGCAUUAAAGCAGUGCAGUGCGUGAUGAUUGCAACAAUGUGGAACGAAGACUCAUAAUAGACGUAGACCGCAGAACCAUUCGACACUCUUGCCUGGCUGGCUGGUUGGCUGGUUAGGGGUUUCACCGAAUCACCCGAUCGGUUCAUGAAUCUCAACCUCAAAUCACUUGAUCGGAUUUCAGCGGUGUCUCGGUUGCGAUGAUUGACAGCGAACGUAUGACCUUCGGGUUGCACGUGUGUGCGUGUGUAUGUUUAGUGUAACGCGAGCCGUGUAACGUGGUUUGGUGCACCGCAAAGUGGGGUAAUUGUUAGUGGAUCGAUCGUAUCGAUGCACAGGUGCCGACCGUAGUUUUUCACGCCGGUGGCUGCGAAUAUUGAAAAUAAAAAGAAAAUAUCACGAUCGGUUGGAUAAUUGAGGCGGGAUUAUGUUGGGCAGCACUGACGCACAAGCUAAUAUUGGAUUAUCACCGGAUGACUCAUUGCGUGAUUAACGAAACUAUCGUUAUGCGGAGGCUGGCGGGUAUGUGCUGAGGUUUCGUUUCGAUGAGUGUAAAAAAUUCGAGCAAAUAAUAGUAUAAAUUACGACUACCACGCCAAAUGGGGAAGAAAUGUGAGCGAAAAAAGUGUGUGCAUUCUAUCGUUCCGCGCGAAGCAUAGAUGGUGUUUGGUUUUUCAGCCGUCGAAGGCGUGUGGUGAUGAUGGUGCUAAUGAAGUGAUUUACUCAGUUUUAUUCUGUUUGAAUAAAAAGAAAUUGAGUUAAGUGGCAAUGAAAUUAUGGGAAGAAUGCGAGGCAUUGUUUAUUAAAGCGAAACGAAGCUCGCCGUUUGUGUGUCCGACGAAAAAGUGAAAUACUGUUCAGUUGUUUUUGCUGCGCGAGUGAAAGGAUUUACUACACUGAGGAUUCCACGAGGGAAGAAAGAUUUAUCCAUGUCUAGAUAAGGGCGAUGUGCGCUGACAAACUGAACCGCUCCGGUACGACUUUCUCGCAGCGUUUUUGGCCGCACGUCAACCACACGAAAGCACGUAUAUGUAGGUGCAUUCAUUCUGCGGAUAGUCACAGCCUUCCCUUCGCUUGCCGUCGUCGCUAAUCCCGGUGACAUAUUUUUUGGGAAUUUCCCCCUCGAGCUAAGCUGCCGUAAUCAUAGCCAACGUGUGACAAUGGAUAAAUUGGACGAUUUACGAAACUGACGUUGAGCUAAGCUUAGCUCCUAUGCAGGAUGACCGAACCGUCUAAGGCUUUGGCUGUUUCCACUUCUCGUAGUGAUGAUUGUGGGUACCUCAGGAAAUUGUCGGUAGCCGGUAUAGUGGACAAGUUUGAAGCCGUAGCGGUUUCUGACGUCAAUGCGAGUUCAGCGCAUGUUUGCUCGGUUAGACCGGAGUCGCAAUCACUCAGGGGUAGCUGGCAGGGACUGGGGUCUGUUGAAAUAAGCAACGACAACAACGAUUCAGUUGCUCACAGAAUGACACCAGAUAAGGAAGCUGCACUGGAAAUGAGCAGCGGCGGGGUGGUGCCGAUGACGAGAAGUGGUCGACCGCGGCAGCGAAAGACAGCUGUUUAUAAAGGAUUUUGGGGAGACGAAGAUGGCCAGGGAAAAAGCGGUCGAUCCGCGUCCGGAUCCUGGUCUUCUGGGGUCGAAAGCGAUGAGGAAAUGGUUCGGUUUCCGUGCGUCGAACGACUGAUUGAGAUGUAUGCUAAUAUAAUUAAGAAGCAGGAGGCCGAGACGCAGCGGUUUAUGAGUGUUGUCAUGAAUGGGGGCGAUGGUGAAAGAGAAGGCGAUAAAAAACGAUUAGAUAAGACGACGGCUGUCGGGUCACACGAUAAGACAGGUGCGAACGCUGCCCGCCAGGUACAGUCGAGCUCUACGAGUAGUCCUGUAUUGGCCGAGCAGUUAAACGCAGGCAGCACCAGAAUAGGAGCAAACCGUAGUCCGUUUUCGGAUGACGAUUGGAGCACAAACCAACAAAGUCCCUAUUGUUCGAGUGACGAAGACGGCGAUCAAAUGAAGAUCAAAAAUAGAGACAAAGUAACUCGUUCGUCGAGUUCCGAUUCGGCGCUGGGUUUGGAGGAAGAUAUUAGUCAGCAGGAACAGCAACAAAUCAUCAACAGUGUGGGGAAAACGCGCCGCCUAACGCUUGGCGUUUCCGACAUUCCCCUACGUUCUGCACUGCUACCGGUACCGGAGCCAGCACUCCUUCCAACAUCCGACAGUACAACUAUCGGUGUCGAACACUGUCCGACAGUAGUUCGCAGUAAGAUGAUCCUGGAAGCGCAGCUCAUCGAACUCCCCCUGGGCAACGCAGUACCCCUCGCAGACUCCGCCGGUUCAUCCGAGGCUCUUGGAUCUCUCAGUAAUUCGAUCUCACGGCGGGAAUCCGCUCAAAGUUACGUUAGCGAUUCAGGAGUCGAUGGAGUGCGCUACGUUCGGACCCCGUCAGUCGUGGUAUCCGACUAUUCGGAUGAAACGAUGUGCGGCAUCACGUUGGAGGAAAUCGAGUAUCUUCGCCGGCACCAGCUGCGUCGACUGUCGAUCGACUGCGAGUCGGACAUCAGUGCCGCUUCGUCCUGCAGCAAUCUGAACUAUUGCGGGUCGUCGAUCAGCGCCCUGGAAGGUUGUGACUAUCAGUGUGGACUGCGAACACCAGAGCGGAAAGUGUCGGACUGUUCGACCUGUUCGACGCUCAGCAUCGACGAGGAAGAUCCAGCGCUGAAACAGCGGCUUCAGGAGCUCAGCAUUCGUCCGCCGGGGUCAGCCGAUCCGGAGCUGGAGUCGAAAUGCCGUCCCAAGAAGAAGGUUCGUAGACCAUCACCAAAAGUUGCCUUGCAUUUGCCUCGUCAUGAGCAGUAGUACUGCUUGAAGUUAUAUAUUUUAAUUUAUGGUGUUUAAAUUUAAAGUAGGUUAGACAAAUAAAUUUUCACAGUUGCGAAGUUGAUUUAA
Wyeomyia smithii (pitcher-plant mosquito) is the source of this 3534-nucleotide messenger RNA. RefSeq lists its product as uncharacterized. The record is from RefSeq and is a predicted model, not a curated record. The transcript is spliced from 3 exons. The coding region runs from base 1816 to 3444 and encodes 542 amino acids. Lineage: Eukaryota; Metazoa; Arthropoda; Insecta; Diptera; Culicidae.